AUGGGUGAACUUGUUUCACUGUUGAACAUUCUUUUGACAGACAAAGUCAGCAUUGAUGAUGAGUACCUCAACCACUUGUCAUCGAAAAUUGAAUCAUCAUGGAAGGAAUUGGCCAAACACCUAGGAUUUGAAGAAGUGGAAAUUGCAGACAUCCAAACCACCAACGAAGGCAGCACUGUAGAGAGCCGCCACAUGCUACUCACUUGGUGGGAAAAGACGACAGAUCGCGACGAAGCUGCUCAGACGCUGAGACGAGCAUUGGAGGCCAUCGGGUUGACUGAUUUGGCUCAAAAUGUACUGGUGACGAGCAAAUCGAGAGACGAAGCAGCUGGACCCGAGCCAGAAAGGCGUCAAGAUGCAGGAGUUGACAAGGAGAGCAAACAAAACGGGGCGGCAUCAACCAAGGAAGAGAAACUGAAAAAGGAACAUGUUUGUGAUCAAGACAAACCUCGGAUUAUCUGUUUCAGACAUGUGCAAGUCUUCAUCAGAAGUCACAUCCGUCAUAAACCAACGACGCUUUGUCUCCAAAUAGAUCCAGAGUCAUCUGUCUUGGCCUUAAAACAAAUAAUACAGGAGAAAAUCAGUGUCCAGCCUGAACAACAGCGACUGUUCAUCCAAAGAAACCUUCGUAAUUUUGAGCUCUGUAACUUGCUGACACUUCACGACUGUGAAAUUCAUCAGGACGAGAACAUCUCACUCCGUCUGUGUACUAUAAUGGCCUACUGGGCGGUGGACCAAAAGACAAACGCUCUGGUGAUGAUCAAUUCUUCCGGGACUUGGCUUCGAAAAUUCAAUCAUCCUGGGAAGAAUUGGCAAAAUCGCUUGGAUUUGCAGAAGCAGAAAUCAGGCAAAUCCAAACCACCUUCCAGGGAAACAAAGAAAGGAGCCUAAAGAUGCUGCUUUCUUGGUGGAGAAAACAAACAAAUCGCGAGGAAGGAUUUCAGAGUUUGAAAGUUUCGUUAAAUACAAUUGGGCAUGCUGAGCUUAUCUCAGUAAUACCAUCAGAAGAGCGACAGAGGAUAAAACAAG
This is a messenger RNA of Patiria miniata (bat star), 1029 nucleotides long. RefSeq lists its product as uncharacterized. Gene Ontology annotation, biological process: signal transduction. NCBI's taxonomy places the organism in Eukaryota, Metazoa, Echinodermata, Asteroidea, Valvatida, Asterinidae. The record is from RefSeq and is a predicted model, not a curated record. The transcript is spliced from 5 exons. The coding region runs from base 1 to 891 and encodes 296 amino acids. Gene Ontology annotation, molecular function: protein binding.